Molecule: messenger RNA, 7808 nt
Organism: Dermacentor silvarum
Lineage: Eukaryota; Metazoa; Arthropoda; Arachnida; Ixodida; Ixodidae
Product: CUB and sushi domain-containing protein 3
Exons: 6
Coding region: 280-2127 (615 amino acids)
Source: RefSeq, a predicted model, not a curated record
GCGGCUUCGCUCUCUGUCCUGUCGGUCGUACGCGUCGCUUCCUCCUCGGCCGUGUGCGAAGUGGCGGUCGUUUUGUGUGGCGUCGCCUGUGAUGCGCGUGCGGUGAAGCCGAGCGCGCUGUCGUCGUAGCAGCAGCAGCAUGCGUGGCCACCCGCUCUGUCGGCGCGCAUCGGCGGCGACCGCGUGCGUGCUCCACUCAGUGGGUGCGCGUGAAUAGUGCGGCCAAGGAGCAGCGGCCCCGGGCACGCCCGCCGGCACAGCGCGAAGCGGCAGGAAGCAAUGGCGCUGCUGGCACUCGCGCUGCUGGUGGCCACCUGCAGCGGUGCCGAGGUGUGCGGCGACACGCGCGACGGCGCCGACAAGGGCAUCGUGCGGCCGCCUCGGCCCCUCCGGACCAGCGAGCGGCUGAACUGCACGUGGACGCUGCGUGCCGCCCCGGGGUUCCGGCUGCUGGUGCGGCUGGACAGCGUGCAGCUGCCGUCGCCCGCGCUGAGGAGCGCCGCGUUGCGCCUCAGCGUCGACGGCCGCGUGAGCGAGAUCACGCGCGACUGCGUCAACUGCCUCGACGCCACGCUAGCCGGGGAGACGGUGGAGGUGCGCUUCGUCUCCAGUCCCCUGGCCGAUGGUUCGGAGCCGGGCAGCUUCCAGCUUCGCUAUCGAGCCUUCAACCCGAACCAGUGCGAGCGGCCGCGGCCCCCGAGCCAGGGCUACGUGGUGGGCCGCGACUGGCAGCUGGGGCGCGAGGUCCGGUUUGUGUGCAACCCGCCGCUGGACCCGGUGGGCCACGCGGGAGCGUCCAAGGCGCGCUGCGAACUGGGAGGCGACGGCGUGCCGCGCUGGAGCCGCGCUGCUCCGCGCUGCGCGCCCAGCGACUGCCGCCGGGGCCCCGUGCGGCGCGACGCUGGUGCCGGCGCCAUCGCGAGCCCCGGCUACUCGGAGAAAAGGCUGCCGGCCAACCGUCGCUGCGAGUGGCACAUCAGCGCGCAGCCCGGACACCAGGUAUGGGCGAGCUUCACGCAGCUGCGCCUGCCGGGUGCCGCGGGUGGGGACGGGCCGCAGCUGUACCUGUUCGACGGCGACGAGUCGACGCCGCUGGCCAACAUGAGCGGCGUGCAGCUGAAGCCGCCGCCGCUGAAUGUGACGAGCGUAUCGAACCGGCUCAUCGUGCUGCUGCUGACGAGCGCACGGCCCGCCGACGACGCCGUGGUGUACAUGGAGUACGCGGCUCGGCCGGCCGCUUGCGCAGAGCCCGCAGCACCCGCGAACGGCUCGCUGGUCGCCUACAGCCUGGGUGUGGGUUCGCGCGUCGCCUACCGCUGCCACACCGGACAUGCCAUGGUCGGCGACCCGGCUGCGGAGUGCCUGCCUUCGGGCGAGUGGAGCGCCUCGCCGCCGCAGUGCCUGCCUGUACAGGAGCCAACCGACGACAACCAUCAGGACGUGUCUGAAGACGUGCACGUGGACACGUCAGCCCACGACGACCUGGUAGUUCCCCUGGGUGGCCCGCGCGGAUUCACCAUGGCUCCGGCGACCACCACCGACCUCGCGGCCGCCACAGAGAUCGACGAGGAGGAGGAGCCCGUGACAACCGCUGUGACGCCGCAGUUGCCCACCGCCACUACUGUGCUGCCGUCUUCCGAGGAGGCGCUCGACCCGCUCCCGCAGAGCAGCAAGCUGGACCGGGAUCGCUGGAAGCCAUACGAGCAGGACAUCAAUCGGGCUGCAGUGCUGGCGAAGGAGCCUCCUCGCAAGCCUUCGGCACACAUGGAUCCAUGGCACGCCUCUGACCACGCCGCCGUAUUGGUUGGGGAAGAGCUCCUUCCGCACGGCACCGAGCCCGGUGACGUCAUCACCUCCGGCGUCGGUGACGACGUCCCGGAUCGAGGCGGUGGCCUGGAGGACGGUCUCACCGUAACCAUGGUAGCUGUCAUCGUCGCCGUCACUGCCCCUCUUGCAAUCGCUCUACUGCUGCUAAUCGUGCUCGUGGCCUACCGGCGCCGCUAUCCUGUGCGAAUGAACUUCGGCCGCAAGUUUUCUACCUUCGAGAAUCCGGCCUACGUACGCAAGGACGCCCAGCACCCCCGGGAGUUGACCCGGCUUGCGAUCGCUGACCGAGACCGCUUCUGAAGCGGAGAAACUGUCCGGCAGUUCUACGGCGGCAAAGCGAAAUCGCCAUACGGACGCGCGCAGGCCACAACAAGGCAACACAAAAUGACAGGACGAAGCAGCGAACUGGUUAUGGUGGCUCUCUUGCAUUUAGUGCUGUCUUUUUUUUUCCUCGCGCCUUCAUAUGCCCACUCGAUUUUUCAAAGGCAACAUUUGAGCCCCGCCCACUAUCGGAAGAGGACUCCUGGUCUUUUGGUAUUAAAUGUGAACACGACACUCCUUGGCCUGGUGACCACCCGGUGUGUUCAGCGAUUGCCAAGCGUCAACCGAUGAUCGGUCUGUAGCUGACUAAACGUUUUUAUACUGCCAUUGAUCAGUGGUCUGUCGGAACGAGUGUGGUGCGGGAAUGUGUUGUAUAAGUGACAACCGCGCUCGCUGAGGUUUCCCUGCCUCUAGCCGUCUCGCGUAUUUUCGUCGUAGGCUACUUUCUGCGGCGUCGCUUCAUAGGUUCUCGUGAAAUGGUCUCCAAGACUGUCUACGUGGCAUAAAAAUGGUGUGAUCCGGUGAUUGUGGGCCUCGACGUUCGAAAGACUUUCCAAGGCCUGCACAUGAGCCACGGUAUCUUCGGGACUUUGAAACGCCCCGGUUCCGCAUUGUGUCCGAGACUUCUUGAGCGCCGCCUUCGUUUACCAUGUGUGUUUGAUGAUCGCUACUCUGAACGUAUAACCAUUGUUCACCCGAGUCAUCCCUUUGUUAACUUCCUAUUAUCGAUGCGAAACAGUGCAUUAUAUACGAGGACAAGAAUGAGCGACACCAUGAAGCGUUGUCGUCAGCAGAUUUUUAGCGGUUUUACUUAUUUGUGUACAUGAGUAUAUACGAAGCCACAAACAAGAUGCACAAGAAGAAGCGUUGCAUUAACGGUAUUCUUGCGUGCUAAGUGCCUCCAUAAAAGCGCUUUGUUUUGCAGUGAUGGAAAAGAAGUGGACGCUCCUGCGAUUCUGCUUGGGUUAUUAAUUCCCUGAUUCUUCAUUGUCUUUUGCCACACCUGUUGGCAAGUUUUAAAAAUAACUCUGGAAUCUUGUAUAACCGGAGCAGAGCUACUAUCACGGCAAUGGACGCCGAGAUGACAAAAGGGAGCAUCGCAAACCAGCUCACUGAGCUGGUUGUUCAGGAAGCGACUGGUUUACGCUCUGUCUUCCUGCCGUCGUUGUUUCUAACGCGCACUUCGGCGUCCAGAUAACCGCAAUUAACUGGUCAUAGCAUGCGUCUGUGUGACUUUUACGCACAAAGGUGCGAGCUGUAGACAAGCAUUUACCUGUUGUAGACGAGUUUCAAACGACGAGCGGAUGAUUUUAUUCGCUACACUUGGCAGUUUUCUGAACAUUUGUUCCUAUCUUCCGGUAGCUGCCCGUGGUAGUAACCUAGAAGCUGACAUAUCUAAUUUAGCCUCGAUAAAGACCCAUGUAAAAAGUACAGUUUCAUUGAGAGUACCAGGGUGCUAUUGGCAGGAGUGUUUGCUUGGGGCGUCGGUAUGGAGAGAAAACCAGCAUAGAAUCAAAGCCACUGCAUCUAUUCGUCUGAAUUUAGUUAAUGUGAUUUCGGACACCUUCGUGUUCUUAUGUUAAGCUUCUCGGGGUGCGUAUACCAAUGCAAAUGGAAUAAUGAUUCGUCUUGUUCAUCUGAUUUAGCCUUAUAACAUUGAAAAUAUAGUAAAGAACCCAAACGUCAAAAAAGGAUUACCUAUGGGGACUGUUAAAGAUUAUAUAUACUGACACGAAGCUUCUUGAAUCAAGUUUCGCAAUGUGUUUUGGAGGUAAAAUUUACGCAAAGAAAUUGGUCGUGAAUGCAAAACACUUAGCUAUUCCAAAGACCCGUACACUUGAGCUGUGAACAAAAGUUAGCGAACCCGUCGUUUGCUAUUUCAUUGAAUUCUUUCUAAAUUGUUUAAAAGGUGCACGCCGUGCCCACGAUUGAUUGAUGGUUGCAAACUUCCAAAGCUCGUGUUACUCUAGCAAUGUUAAAUAAAACUUUAUGUCAAGACAGAUGCGCCAUUGAGCGCAGUCUCGCAUGUUGCCAUCGGGCUUUUGUGCGCAUGAAUUCGACUUCGCAAAUAACUGCGUCACACUCCGAGAAAGCACAGCGUGAGCCAACGAAGGCACAGUAAGUAAUGAGGAGAUAUUGAUAGCGUUCCGUUCGGCCUCGCUCCUUACUUUGUAAAACACGCUGUUGCACUGGUUGGUGUAUGCCUUUGUUGUCGUUCUUUUUUUUAAAAUACGGAAUUGUAGCGCAGCUAACGACCAGGCAUGUCAGAGCCAACAUAAAUACGUUGUGUGCCUGUCCAUGUUGGUUCUGCUGUCCCUGGUCUUUAUUUGCGCCACAAUUUUAGUUAGAAAAUACUUACACUGUCUUCGCUUCUAUGAGCUAUACGUACUUUGAACUUUUCGGCGCAAGACUUGCACAGGGACGGAAGGAAGAGAACAUAAAGUGAGAGCUUACUAUCAAAUGAGUGUUUAUUUUGAAUAAAGCGUUUAAUGAUAAGCACACUAGCUCGGGAUGCACACUUAUACUGCGCACAAGUUCUUGCGAAGGGAGGGCAUCAGUUGCUUUACAAUGGCAUAACAGAACGAUAAACAGUGUUUGCGCGAAAAUUGUCUUGAAAUAAGCAUGAAAAAAGAACUUGGAUAGAAGAAAAGGAUACUCUGAAAUAAAUUCUGCACAAUACAAGUGCGUGUUCAAUGUUGUUGUUGUUUUAUUUAAAUCUUCGUUCAAAAUAAACGUUAUGGUCAUGGUGAGCGGUCGUGUCCUAUGGUACCCCUUCCGUCUCUGCGUAAUUUUCGCACUGACAAUUAAGUCACUAAUGAGUACGUACCAACUCGCUCACUAUACUCUAAUGCUAAGUACUUGGAAUGUUGCACUAGCCAAAGGAGUGGUGUCAGCGUUUAUUUCUCUGUACUGAACAAAGUACGUGUGCUUCAAGGUCUCGCCGAAGUAAGUUCUGCUCAAAAUGAAUGUUCAGCCUGCGUGGAUUUGCUAUCUGCCAGUUAUAUCUGAUGCUGUCGGUGCAAAAAAGGCGAGGCUGCAGGACGUCCCAAAUAACCUUUUUAUUGCAUUUAUGAUAUAUAGUUGUCAUUGCUUGGGUACGCGUAGCGAGUAUAUUAGUGCGUCGUUGAGAUAGGCUCGAUAUACCAAAGAAAUGCUCAACGGCAACGUACUGAAUGCACGCGUGUGUAACGACAUUCAUUCGUAAGAGUGCACUUGUGGCGGGGUAAUACAAAUACAAAACCGACCGUUAAUGUUGGCUUUUACAUAAAAAAUAUGUGUAGAUGCCGCUACAAGUAACUGAGCUUUGGCCACCAAGGUACCACGGUAGACAUUUAAUCAUUUGUCACCCAGUCGCCACAGUUUCCGUAAUAUUUUCUGAAGGGAAUAAAUUUGCUGUACAUAAUCGUGAUGUGCACUAGCGUAACGUAACUUCCUUGUCCCAAAACGACGCCACGGAUUUAGAACCGUAAGCACUUUUUAAUGACAAGGCAUGGUUUCCUACUGAAACAGCGGCACGAUAGCAUUAUAUACCCGCAUGUGCCAAUGCUUCACCCUGGCGAAUCGGUCGCUAUGUAAAGUGACACGAGGACUGUGCGACAGCAUUUGUAAGAAAAUUGUCAUUCGCUAAACCUCGGCAGUUCGUUACUGUUUGCACACGUCACCGCUGUGAAGAUCCAAACCACAAUGAACGCUUCCUCUUUUUUUUUUUCGCGGCAAGGCGUAAAAGUGUAGGAUCCGUGACUCCGCCUUCAGUCCUGUUAAUGUAUAUGUGCCGCUGGGUUUUCUGGCCCAAACGGAGAUUGCUGUGGCGGCUUUAUUACCUUAGUGCCGAAAUCGUUCAGGGAUCCGCAAAGCUUCACACUGCGAGGGAGCACAGCGCGUUUGGAAGUGUCGAGCAGCGCAGAUGAGAGUAAUUGUUGUUCAGGUUGUUUAAACAUGCGUCGUUGGUUUGCGUACGUUUUGUGGCUAUAUAUGGCCAAGUGUUUCGAUGAAGGUAGUAUAUUUUGGCUUUUCAUGUUCAGACCUUUCUUCCCUAAGCCCAGAAGGAUAAGUGGCACCACAGCUGAGGCUUUGAAGGAGCUCGUUGCUCGGGUUUUCUACGCAAAUGUCCUCCUCCAGACGUGAGUAGUGUAUGACGAAAUUACAUAAGCAUCUGGCACGGUGAUGGUAAAAUAUAUGAAUCACUGCAAUCUCUGACAUUUUUCGCCGGCCGGCUUCGUUCUGCGUCCGUGUUUGAGCAAAAUAAAAGAAAUGUAUCUUUAGUACUUGCGCUAUCAAACGUGGUGCGGCCUCCCUAGUGAAGGGUCGUCAGUUGACUUCUGCUGGCGAUUCCCUGCUUCCUCCGCGGGCAAAAAAAUCCUGUUAGCCUUGUGCCUUAGAAAAGCGUUUCGUAGGAUUGCACUCACGCGCAUAGCCGUAUUAUUGUGGCGUGUUUCAACAUCGCUUCUACUAAGUGCAGCAAAAUGUGCCAUGAUUUUUAGGUAGGUUUCCUGCGCCGCAACUGCGGACAAUGUAAUUCUUUUUUUGCCAGACACGAGAACUAAGACUCCAGGAAGAAGGAAUACAAAUUCACCGUCCGGUGGCGUGUUAUAUAAGCUCAUGCAUGUGCGCCGCUGGUCGCCGCCAGCAGUCGGCGAGUGUGCAUUGCGCGAGCGGCGACCGCAGGGCAUGUCAAUGCUCUCUAAUAACGAGAAGCGGCUAGAAUGAGGAUAGCCUGUGCAAGCGCUCGAAGUGCUCUCCACUUCGAGCAUCCCAUACUACUAAAAUCUCAAACCUAUCUGUGACUACUUUCACUGUACUUACGGCACACGGCCUGCAUCGCUUAUGCGGCAACCUUCUUUUUUUCCGAAACCAAAUAGUCGUGUUUUUUUUUCUUGACCCGCGCAUGCGCCAAGAAAUGAAGAUGAAAUAAGAAAUAAUUCGUCUGUGUGCUCGAGGUGUGGUGAGCUAUUCGUGUGAAAGAUGAAGCCCAAGCUGGUAGAGGCUGGCGGUGUUGGAAGGCAAGACAAACGGAUCUCUCGCUGGGAAAAUGCUUUUGGCGACUGCGCGUACACUGACGUUGCCGACGAUUCUCGCCAUUGUAAGGCGACGGCGUCGCGUGCGGUUGACGCUGGCGCGAUGUGAUUAAAAUUCGGGAGGCUGUACGUGUACCUCUUCCGAAGAAAUGUUCUUGCAUAAUACUCACGUGCAUCACGCACUCUUGUGCACCGCUUCUUACACAGCGACAGUUUGUUUGUAUUCAUCAUAUUCGAAGUAUCAGAAUCUCACACGGAAGCUUCUGGAAGGGAAGCGACUUCAGUGUAACACAGUGUCAACCAAAUUCACUAACGCAUGCGUGGUGCGUGAAUGGUCAGUGCAGGAGUGCCCUUUACUUGCAAUGGUGAGCUUGCCAAGACGUGCUCUUAGCAGGAUUCUUGUAAACGUUGCAACGGUAUCAAGUUUUAGGCUGCCGUUUUAGUUUGGAUUUUGCCUUCCGUUACAACAGUUUUGUCAUUGUACCAUGUUUAGAAAUAUAUUUUUUUCGCUCUGUAUUAUUCAAUCUUCAACAAUGAGUGACACGAGCGGAUUGACUGCCAGAGCCCUGGAGUGUACGCUUUUCUGUUUGUAUGUCUGUGCCUUUUGAAUACAAGUGUGCGGGCCCCUGUUUCCGCUCAGUCUUA